Messenger RNA from Sarcophilus harrisii (Tasmanian devil), 1787 nucleotides. It is a transcript of the gene CD177, whose product is annotated as CD177 molecule. Lineage: Eukaryota; Metazoa; Chordata; Mammalia; Dasyuromorphia; Dasyuridae. Gene Ontology annotation, biological process: leukocyte cell-cell adhesion; positive regulation of neutrophil degranulation; cell-cell junction maintenance. The coding region runs from base 78 to 1388 and encodes 436 amino acids. The record is from RefSeq and is a predicted model, not a curated record. Gene Ontology annotation, cellular component: plasma membrane; plasma membrane raft. The transcript is spliced from 9 exons.
GACAUAAGAGGAGAACUAAACUACUUGGAAAGUGAUAAACGACAAUCGGCUCCCACAGAGACCAAAGCUCCAAGACCAUGAGGCCCCAGGUGCUGUUCUGGCUGCUUGGAGGAGCCCUCAUGCUUUCUUCAACCACGGCCCUGGUCUGUCUCAAGGGCUACCUGAUCCACAUAGCUGACAGGUCAGAGUUCCCCAUUGCCUGGACUGUCAAACUGAAUGAGACCUGUCAGGCAGGGGAGAAAUGUCAGGAGACGCUUAUCCUCGUGGAGUCAGGGGACCAGAUAACUGCGAUUACCAGUCAGGGCUGCACCUCAGCCCAAGCCCAUGAAUCUAAGGACGUCCAGCACCGAGCACCCCCUGGGGUCACCAUUGCGUCUUUCACCAAAGUCUGCCAGUCGGACCUGUGCAACAAUCUGGACAACACUGUUCCCUUGUGGACAAUGGAACCCACGUACCCGCCAGCGCCAGGGGGCUUGCAAUGCCCAGCCUGCAUGUCUUUACGCUCUUGCCCGGGCAGGACUUACAUGGUCACCUGCCCCGCGGGCACUGCUCGCUGCUACCAAGGAAACAUCCGUCUUGUGGGAGGGGACUUGUCACAUUCUCUGCAGGUUCGGGGCUGUGUCCCCCAGGAGGCAGCCCAGGAGGGCUGCCAACUGCUCAACGGGACCCGGACCAUUGGCCCCAUUGCCCUGAAGGAGAGCUGCCAAGCCUCUGGGGCCUUGACUUGUUAUCAGAGCGUGUUUCUAUACUUUGGACAAAACCUAAGGGAAGAACCGCAAAAUCUGGAGACCGACUCCGACGUCACGUGUGAGGCCGGGGAAGUGUGUCACGAGACCGUGCUGCUCAUAGAGUCAGGACCCAACGGCAUCAUGCUGGGCAGUAAGGGGUGUAUAAGGCCUGACAGUGCUUCGUCCAGAUCUACCAAGAUCGGCCCCCCCGGGAUUACCAUCACCUCCUAUACCCGGCUCUGCAACUCCAACAUGUGCAAUAAUAUCAGCAGCACGGCUUCCAUUUUGAAGCCGUCUCCUCCAGCUGAGCCUGCCCCCGGUCAUCUCCUGUGUCCAACAUGUGUGACCUUGGGAUCCUUCUGUUUCACUGACCCUCUAUUUACUUGUCCAAAGGGCACCUCCCGAUGUUACUACGGAAGGUUGCAGCUCAAUGGAGGAGGGAUCUCAAGUGGCUUGACCAUCCGCGGCUGUGCACCCCCAAACCCCAGAGACUGCAAAUUACUUGGGGAAACCCAAGCUUUUGGACCCAUUAAUGUGUCUGAGUUCUGCGGAGAGCCAUCGGGGAACCAGUUGUUCUUUAACAGGGUUUCUGCCACCACAGCCCCAGCCUGGGGAGUGGGAGUUGGGUUUCUCUUGGUUUUGUGGGGAGAUCUCCCCUAAUUCUGAGGGCCUUUGGCUUCUGGGACCCAUUGACACAUUUUGAUAUGCAACGACCUUCAACACCAAUGGCUCCUGACUCCCAGUGACUUCCCCAUCCCCAAGUUCCUUGAUGCUGGAAGGGGGAUGACGGGAAGCGUGAGGAAAUACUCACUGAAACCUGAAAAUAAAAUAUGCUCUAUCCAGCUGGGCCCUUGGUCUGUUUGUAGCAUGGAGGAGGACAAAUCAAAAACUACUCUCUCUCACUCAUUGUCUCGCCCCCCAACUCCCUGUCACUGCUUCUCAGUCCAUGAUAGACCCUCAGCCUCUGCAUCCUUUCUCUUCUUAGUAGAUACUCCAACCUCCCUGCUAUUAAUAUGGGUUUCCCGUGCUGAUUGUGUCAAUAAAUCAUGUGGAUAUUAA